UUCAAAUAUCUAAUUUUGGAGAGAAUUUCACUUGUGGUGAAUGCAGUGGUUCAUUUCCCAUUUGCUUAAAAUUUUUAAGAGUUUCUAGCUGAUUUCAUAGGUUGGGAUUUCAAUUGAUGUUUGCAAAUAAUUUUUGGAUUCUGUUAAUAUAUUGUGUUAAGUACAUUACAGAUAUGGGUUUUCUGAACAUACUGAAAUUUUUUCAUAGUAUUUUGAUCAAGAUAAACGUAUAGUAUAAUGGAUGGAAAAAUGUAUUGUAAUAUUCCACCACAUUUAUCCGUCGCCGGAAAUGGUGAGCAAGGUAGCUUUGGUGGUAAAAGCGCCGGAACUCAAUUGACUGUUCCAAAGUGCCAACGAAAUUUCAAGCUGCUCUCAGACCCAGCAUUGGUAAAAGGUGCAAGCAAGUUAUAUCGUUACGACGGAGUAACGUCGAACGAACAAACAUAUUCAUCUGUAAUACCAAGAGAUCCUCGAAAUCCGAUUGUUCGCCUUCGUGCCAAACCAGUCGACCCAAUGAUUCUCAUAGUUCCACGUUUAAUAAUUGACCAAAAUUACGUUGGGGAACCUCCAUCUAUCGAAAUUACUAUAACAAAUUUGAAUGACAACAUAGACAGACAAUUUUUAGCUGGGAUGCUGAAUAAAUGUGGUCUUUACGAUGAGCUUCUAAUUUAUCAUCACCCAACAACUAACAAACACCUUGGUGUUGCACGAAUCGUGUUCGAAAACGUAAAAGCUGCCCGAAUAUGUAUCGAAAAAUACAAUCAAAAAUCGGUUAUGGGAAAGGUUUUAAGAGUUUUCCUUGACCCUUUUGGAACAAUAUGUAAACAGACAGUAGAAUAUCUAACAUCACAAAAAUCAAGUCAAGGUUCUAAAGUAGGUCAUCCAGUUAGCGUAUUUAAACCCCAGCCAAGUAGCGGAACACUUCAUAACACUUCAACACAUGAAAAUUUAGAACCUCACCAUGCAUAUAAAACUGAAGAUGUUAUUAAUUCGGCCAAGUUACCUGUUUUUCAAACUUUCCGAAAUGAUCGAGACUAUCCCCCAGAUUAUGGUCAAACGUUUAGGAGACAUGUAGGGGAGGAAUAUCAUCAUCGGGAUUCUAGGGAAAAGGAACGAAAUCGGGAAAAAUAUUCGUCUUUAAAAUAUGAACGCACAAAUCAUCAUUAUAAUAGACCAGAACGUGAGAGAGAUGUUUCUUUAGAAAUAAAUAGAGACCGAGGAAAUAGGCGCGAUCGAGAACGUGAUAGAGAGUACCACAAAUCACGGCAUCGGGAGAGAGAUCGGGAGAAACGUAAGGUUCACGAUACAUCCUCUGAACGCGAUUACCAUAAAAAAAAAGCCGAACGAAGUGAUAUUGAUCGUGAUAGAAAUAAAACCCAUAAGAAACUUACAAUCCCAUUAGUAAGAGGAUAUGAAGGGCAGGAUAAUUAUAUUUCCAAGUUACAUCAAGUGGAUAUGUAUUAUUUGCAUAAUCUUGGAUCUUCAGUUCCACACCAUUCUGUACAAAAUUUGGGAUCGUCAAAUGCUAUCUCGGAACAAAAUUAUGGGUAUUCUUCUUAUGGCUAUACACAAGACUCUUCUCAAAACUCUUGGAAUGGGCAAAGAAAUUGGAGUGCUCCACCACCACAAGAAUAUCCUAAAAUCGAAAUUCCGCCCCCUCCUCCCGAUAAAACACCGAAUUGGGACGACCCGGAACCUCCGCCUCCUGGGCAAUCCAGUCCUGAACAAUUUGUAGAGUCCAAAAAAUUUAACAAGCCAUCUCCCUCGUCUAAUAACGAAGCACAGGAAGUUUUAAUAUCAGUAGAUACAGGUGAUGUAAAUGAAUUAGGAAAUGUUGACUUGGAUACUCGGAUAGAAAUGAUGUUUAAAAGGAAAUCUUUUGGAAAUGCACCCCCGUUCCUUCAAAUCGAUAGCAGUGAAUCAGAAGUUGAAAAUUGUAAAAUGAAGAUGGAUGAAGUCGAAAUUAGAUCAGACAACAAAUUGAAGAAAAGCAAAUCUUCCGGACAUACAAAGAAAAAUUUAAAAAAAUCACUUCAACAAAAUGAUGCAAGUGAUAUUUCAUCAAGUGAUGAUGAAAUCCUUCUGAAAAAGGAAUCAUCAAGUCCAAACUUAACAGGCAGAGAUGAAGAUCGCAUGUCUUUAUCAAGCCUGUCAUCUCAUGAUGGUGCCCAGUGUUGUAAAAUACAAACUCAACCAAGUGUGGUCUUACAAAAAAAAUUGGGUUUAUCGGAGUCAGUCUUGAAGUCAAAUUUUACAUCUCAUUCUUAUUCAAGUAAUGAGAAUGAGUAUUACAAACCGAAUUUGAAUUAUUCAUUACAACUUUAUGUCGAUCCAUCGACACCACAUACUUUUCCAAACCCGGCAUACAUGCAUUCAACUUACAUGCCUGGUUUUGGAAGCAUGACAUACGGCUCAUUAUAUAACGAAGAAUUUGGUCAGUAUUAUCAAACAUUGGCUAGUGAUAAUUACCGGACGUUUUCCAAUUACGUCUACCAUCAAAACGAUCCUUUUAAGAAACAAAUAGACGCGGUUGUGGAGCGCGUGAGCAAUGAAUUGAAGCAGAUACUUAAGCGCGAUUUUAAUAAAAAAAUGAUAGAAAAUACAGCUUACAAAAAUUUCGAGUCGUGGUGGGAUGACCAAAUGCAAAAGAGCCGACACAAAGAAAGAAAUUCAGUUGUGAACAACAAGUUUUCUACUUCUUGCAAAACAUCAACAUCAAUUCGCACUGAUAAAGCUCCAGAUAUAAAUCAGUUAAUUAAUAGUCAAUGCGAUAUGUCUGAUUUGCGUUCUUUUCCUAGCCUCGGUAUACGGGCAUCGAUUCCAAAAUUACCAUCAUUUCGUCGUAUUCGAAAAGAGUCCAUUCAACAAGCUAAGAUCGAUUAUGAGAAACAUUUAAGUGAUCAAGAUGAAAUGGUUCAAUGCUCUGAUUCUGAAAAGGAUUAUGCUAAUUCAGGUAACCACGCGGUUCGUGACAAAAGUGAAAAGAUAAUUGCGGUUUCAGAUCUUUUGUCGAAAUCUAAUCGAAAAACGAGCUCGUCUAGUUUUUCAUCUACAGCAUCUGAAGGCAGUAGCGAUGAGGGGCAGACAAGCGAUGAAAGCGCAGGGUCUGAGGAUGACUUUGUUUCAUGUUCAGAAAAUGAUUCUAAUCGUGAAAAUGAGAAGUGCAAUCCACAAACACUGGACGUAAAUUCUUGGAAAGAUGAGAGUAAUACAAAGAACAAAAAGAAAAACUAUAUUUAUUCAGAUAGUGAUGACGAACAGAAUAUUUGUAAGAAAAACGUUGGGCAAAACGAAAGUGAAGAACUACCACAACAACAACAAAGAGAUGUUGAAAUACAUGUCGACUUUUCUGUUACGACUGAUUUAGAAGACAUUAGCAAAGAUAGUACCAUAAAUGGGAUAGAAAACAAUGCUGAAAAUUCAAGCGUCAACCCUAUAAACGAUGCGUCGACAUUUAAUGUAGUCCAUGAUAGUGACAUUAAAAAGUCAAUAAAAAGCAUAUCAAAUUUUGAAUAUGACCGAAUAUAUAGUGACUCGGAAGAAGAGCGAGAGUAUCAAGAACGACGCCGACGUAAUACUGAGUACAUGGCUCAAAUAGAACGAGAGUUUCUCGAAGAACAGGCCCUUAAAAAGUUGCAAAGUCAAGAAGAGGCGUUACCAGCAGUUGAAAACAGUAAAUCAGCUCUCAUAAAGGAUGUUUCAGUGUUUUCGAAUCAAUUGGAACAAGAUAAUGUUAAGGUGACUAAAAUAGUUCAAAAUCAUUCAGUAUCCAAGAAAAAAAUAGAGGAUUAUGGAAAUGUGGCUGACCAGCAGAAUGAAACCUUUAAGGAGAGACGAGAUUUCGUAGUCGUUUCUGCAAAAACUAAGAAUGAGAUAAAAUAUAAAAAGAAAACGGAGACUAAAAGAAAAAAUCAACUCGUAACUACAAGUAAUUCUUUAAAUACUGCCAUAAUAUUAGACAAAGUAUGUACUGAAGCGGAGGUCAAACUCCAAAAUGGAUUUGAUGAGAAAAACUGUAGUAAAUUAGAUCGUGAAAGCUUUCUAACUAUUCAAGAGUCCAAUGACUAUUGCUAUGACUUAAAAAUGUCACCAUCUUCUGAUGGUGGUUCAAGCCAAGCAAGUCAAGCUAGUCAAGUUGCCCUAGAGCAUUGUUAUUCAUUGCCUCCACAUGCUGAUACUUCAAGAGGGUACAACCUGGAACAAAGCCGUCAGUCUAAAUCUGAGAAUGUUACGGGAAAGAAAAACUUGGCACAUGACCAUGGCGGGUAUGCGAAUCCUAAUUCUUCAGAAAAUACCACAGGACUUUUUGUGGCGGAAGCACUAGCAUCCCAAAGUCUCAAUGAAAAGCCUGGACCUGGACGUCCAAAAAAGGAAUCUACAGGAAGUCGAAAGAAGUAUAGCUCGGUUCAAAAUUCGUAUACUUUGAAUGCCAACAAAGGGUCAAUCCCUAGAAAUAUUUUAGUACAAAACUUGGCUUCCGAAACUAAUUUUAUUCCUUUGGAGAUAUUUAAAGCUCGUGAUGCUACUGAUGAGAUAAUGGUACUAUACGAAUUUCUCACAAAAGGAAUAGAUUUAGAAGACAUCGAGUAUAUCCGAAAGAGUUACGAGAUCCAUCUUCAAGAAGACACCUAUGGGUUUUGGUUGAAUAAUACUCAUUGGGUUGAUCACUGCGUAACUGAUCGUUCAUUUAUCCCACCACCCACAAAAAAGCGAAAAAAGGAAGAUGAACUGAAGCGGCACAAAACUGGGUGUGCCCGCACCGAGGGUUAUUACAAAUUAGAUGUUAGAGAGAAGGCUAAACACAAAUAUCAUCAUGCGAAAUCUAGUAUAGAUAACGCCUUAAUGCCUGAUCGCCCCGAUGAUCAAUUACAGCAAACACACAAUAAGUUGAUAUCUAAAAUGCAAGGAAUUUCACGCGAAGCUCGAUCAAAUCAACGACGUUUGCUUACAGCAUUUGGUUCAAUUGGAGAAUCUGAAUUGUUAAAAUUUAAUCAGUUGAAAUUUAGAAAAAAGCAACUUAAAUUCGCGAAGUCGGCCAUUCAUGACUGGGGCUUGUUCGCGAUGGAGCCUAUUGCUGCAGAUGAAAUGGUUAUAGAGUAUGUGGGACAAAUGAUACGCCCAAUAGUUGCUGAUUUGCGGGAGACCAAAUAUGAAGCGAUCGGAAUCGGUAGUUCAUAUUUAUUUAGGAUUGAUAUGGAAACAAUUAUCGAUGCCACAAAAUGCGGUAAUUUAGCGCGCUUUAUUAAUCACAGUUGUAAUCCAAACUGCUAUGCUAAAGUGAUUACAAUUGAGUCUGAAAAGAAAAUUGUGAUUUAUUCCAAGCAACCAAUAGGAGUAAACGAAGAAAUAACGUACGAUUAUAAAUUUCCAUUAGAAGACGAGAAAAUUCCUUGCUUAUGUGGAGCGCAGGGUUGCCGAGGGACUCUCAAUUAAUUGCAUUAUUUUAAUUUUUAAAAUUACCUCAUUAAGUAAGUAUAUGUAAAAAUUUAUGUAAUUUGGUCUAGAACCACUAUUAUUUGUAAAUUUGGCAAACUGUUUCUUACAGCACUUGCUAUUGCUAAAAAUCUUGUUCCUUAACGAUACAUAAAUUCGUUUAUUGGUUUUCGUGACAGUUACAAUUCUACUCAUGAGAAAAUUUUAUUUGUAAGGAAAGUUGUAUAAAUUAUAAAUAUUAAAAUUGGGUUUGUCAGUGACGCCUCUAAAGUGUA
Rhagoletis zephyria (snowberry fruit fly) is the source of this 5708-nucleotide messenger RNA. It is a transcript of the gene Set1, whose product is annotated as SET domain containing 1. Gene Ontology annotation, molecular function: RNA binding; histone H3K4 methyltransferase activity; protein binding. The record is from RefSeq and is a predicted model, not a curated record. NCBI's taxonomy places the organism in Eukaryota, Metazoa, Arthropoda, Insecta, Diptera, Tephritidae. Gene Ontology annotation, cellular component: Set1C/COMPASS complex.